AUGCGUGGAGAUACUGUACUGAUGGAAGCUUGUAGGUAUGUCUCCAAGUCAUUAGUUGAGUUUUUGGUGUCUAGAGGGGCAGAUGUGAACAGAACUGAUGAAAGGGGUCUCACUGCUCUAAUGUAUGCAGCAUAUUAUGGUUAUGAUGAAAUCAUCGAAAUUCUAUUAACAGCAAAAGCAAAUGUUACACAGAAGACUAAGUAUGGUUUGACUGCAAUUGAUUUGGCUAUGAGAGAUGGUCACAUGUUAACUGCUGGUCGGUUGGUGUUUGCGAGUGAAAGAGUUGAAGAUCUUACAGUUAAGAGUGAGCACAAUCAGACAGGACUGUUUGUAUUUUUGAUUAUCGAUAGCAAUAAGCCUUUUGAUUUGGCUGUGAAAAAUGGUCACAUGGCAGCAGGUAGUCCGUUAGUGUUGGCAAUACAGCGUGUUGAAGAUGUUACAUUAGAGAAUGUGUGGAAGCUGCUGCAGUGGGCAUGUAGGAAUGAAGUGGAUGUUGCAACAAAGAUUGCAGAGAAGUUUUGUCAAUCAGUGGAGAAGUCUGGUCGCACUUUACUUCACUUUGCUGCUCAACUUGAUCAUCGUGAGGCAGUCAAGUGUCUGUUGGAGAAGAAGGCUGAUGCAGAUGCUAAAGAUGUGGAUGGGAAGACACCUUUCGAUAUUGCUGUGAUGAGUCGUUACAUGUCAACAGCUGGUCAGUUGUUAUCAAUAAUGCAGUCAGUUGCAUUAAAGAAAGUGUGGAAGUUGCUGGAGUGGGCAUUUAUGAAUGAAGUGGAAGUUGCAACAAAGAUUGCAGAAAAGUUUUGUCAAUCAGUGGAGAAGGAGUCUGGUCGCACUUUACUUCACUUUGCUGCUCAACUUGGUCAUCGUGAGGCAGUCGAGUGUCUGUUGGAGAAGAAGGCUGAUGCAGAUGCUAAAGAUAAGGAUGGCAGGAGGCCGCACCAACUGACUGAUGGUGAACUGAGAAGACGACUGAGGAAAGCAAUAGAUGAACAGAAGUAUGCUGUUCUGUAUGCUGAGGGCACAGUGAGACCAGAAAUCAUGAAAUUGUGUUUCAUUGGUUCAGAAGGAGCAGGAAAGACGACACUCAUGGAGGCUCUGAAACGAGGAUGGUUAGAAUGGGCUUUCUUUGCAAAUGAGAACAAAGCAGAUGACCCACAAUGUGAAGAGGAACGCACAAUUGGUAUCGACGUGAUGACAGCCGAUAUUUCAGGAGUGGGUCGCUUCUCACUGUGGGACUAUGCAGGUCAAAAGCAGUUCCACAAAACACACGGCCUUUUCUUUUCUUCAUCCAACUCGUUCUUCAUUCUGCUGGUGAGUCUAGCGAGAGGAAAGGAGAGACGACAGUGCACUGUUGAGGAGUUGCUAGAAGAGCUUCAGUAUUGGCUCUCAUUUCUCAGAGCCAGUUUGGAUGCACAGUUCAUACCCACAGUGUUGAUAGCUGCCAGUCGAAGAGACACUUAUGAUAAUUGUCAAAAUUUAUUUAAGUGUGUGGUCAUGCACCUUUCUGAAGUGUUUAAAGGCAAGAUCAACAUAAUUGAAGACUGUAUUAUUCUUGAUUGCAGAAAGAGUUCUUCUCCUCAAUUGAGAAUUUUGAAGGAAAUUCUUCUUGAGUUCAAGCUGCAGUUUCAAAAGUCUGCUCCUCUGUAUCCUCGUCUUUGUCAGCCAGUCGUGUCCACAUUGCUUCCUUCUCUUCGUAAGAAACAAGAAGAUCCGUUCAUGGAGAAGGCAACACUCAUGGAAAGUAUUGAGCAGGAGGCAUGUCCAGGACAAGAGAAGAAGGUUGUAGAGAAGGUAGUUGAUUUUCUGGAUGAUUCAGGAGAGAUUGCUGUUGUUGGUGAUGUGGCUGCUCUCAAUCCUGCCGGUCUGCAUCAUUAUGCCAUCGGUCCUCUCAUUGCUUCUGAGGAUUUUAAGUGGCAUGUCAGGUCAAAGAGGAAGGAUGGCACAGUAACAAGAGAAGAAGCAGAAACGGCAAUCAAUGAUUACCGAAAAGAUAAGAAGAUUCAAGUUCAACUCAACACAGAUAAAGUUCUUGCUCUAAAUGAAUCUCUUGGUUUCUGCUUUAAAGUGGAAGGCAGAGACAACACAUACAUGUUUCCAGCUCUCUUGCCUUGUAAGUAUCUGUCUGUCAUGUGGAAGAGAGAGGAGAGUAAGAAAGUGUAUGUCGGUCGACGUCAAGUGUGCAGCAGUCAGACGACCAUCUUCAGUCCAUCUGCAUUUUGCAUGUUUCAAUCUAAAGUUUGCACUACAUUAGAUAAGAAAGCACAGCUGUGGAGGAAUGGACUAAUCACCUCACAAGGUGAUACAGUCUCUAAUCGUGUUGCAUGUUUGGUUGCCAUGGUAGAUCCUGUUCGUUCUGUCGACUUUGUAUGUCGUGGUGGUAAGGCAACUGAAGCAGAAUGUGUUUCCUUGCUCAACACUGUCAUGUCUCUUUGGAGAGAUAUGUUAGACAGAUACAGUCCAGGCACUGACUAUAAGACUGAAUAUCUGAGCAGAAAGCAUUUAGAGGAACACAAAGAACUGAAACAAGUUGCUGUUUACUCAGAAGAGGAAAUCAAGGAAGCAGAAGCAAAGAACAAAGGGCCGGACACUGCAGUAACACAAGUAGUUUGUGAUGAGCAAGUGGUAGAAAGUCUUGGUGACCUGCUGGUCAUUCUCCCUUCCAAACAAGCAACUCCACUCUUUCCCAGUCCAGUUGUGAAGGCUGUAAUUGAGUAUGGUGUAGAUCAAUGGCAAUCAUUUGCAGAAAGAUUAGGUUUUAAUAGCUCACAGAUUAGUGCCAUUUGUCAUGACAAAGCGUCUCUAGCUGACAAAUUAUCUGCAAUUAUUCAAGUGAAGACUGAGGAAGUUGGUGAUAUGAAGAAGAUGGAUGAUCUGCUGUUGGAGGUGUGUGCACUGUUACCGUAUCCCAUUGAUGCUGCAGUCAAGAGAAGCUUGUCAUCUUCCCAAUAGAAUUGUAGCUCCUAAGUGUGACCGUUAUAUAAACAUUAUAGUUUCAUAAUUUCUGUGUUGGUGUGCAGAAUGUGAGGUGCCUGUAUCGACUAGCCAUCAUUGUGCCCUUUGUUUUACCCAGAAAUUUUAUCAUUAUCAGACAUUAUGAUUAUUAUAUGCUUUAUAUGUAUUUACAGUAUAUUGAUACGAAUACAGAGUUUAGAUGCAAU
Molecule: messenger RNA, 3158 nt
Organism: Corticium candelabrum
Lineage: Eukaryota; Metazoa; Porifera; Homoscleromorpha; Homosclerophorida; Plakinidae
Product: death-associated protein kinase 1-like
Exons: 15
Coding region: 1-2949 (982 amino acids)
Molecular function (GO): protein binding
Source: RefSeq, a predicted model, not a curated record